Taeniopygia guttata (zebra finch) is the source of this 2952-nucleotide messenger RNA. RefSeq names its product DEP domain containing 1 (gene DEPDC1). Lineage: Eukaryota; Metazoa; Chordata; Aves; Passeriformes; Estrildidae. The record is from RefSeq and is a predicted model, not a curated record. Gene Ontology annotation, biological process: intracellular signal transduction. Gene Ontology annotation, cellular component: transcription repressor complex; nucleus.
CCCGCUGAGGGCGCCAUGGCCGGGCCGGGACCGGCACCGGGGCCGUGCCCGGGGCUGUACCCGGGGCCGUACCGCGCCACGAGGCUGUGGAACGAGGUGACGCGGCGCUUCCGCGCGGGGAUGCCCCUGCGGCGGCACCGGCAGCGCCUCCGCUCGCACGGCAGCUGCUUCACGGCCGCCGAGGCCGCGGACUGGCUGCACCCGGUGCUCCGCAGCAACAGCAGCUUCGGGCCCGACGUCACCCGGCAGCAAACCGUGCAGCUCCUGCGCAAGUUCCUCAAGAACCACGUCAUCGAGGACAUCAAGGGCCGCUGGGGCGCAGAAAACCUGGAGGAUAACGGUGCCCUGUACAGAUUUCCUCCAACCUCUCCAGUCAAACCUCUACCAAGCCCACCAAGGGAGAACUUGGAAAACUUCUCUGGAGACAAAGGAAAACUUUUUAAGCUGCCCAGCUCAUCCAAAAGGGGUUUGAAAAAACAGGAGUUCCUGCAGUCUGUGGAAAACAUAACAAGACCAAAAGCUGAUGUAAGAGGAGAAAAGAAGGAAGGCACAGUGCAGAGGAGGGAAAUAAGCCAGGAAUACGUGCAGGAAACAUGGAGAAACAUCAUCCAGAUACACUUGCAAACCAUUCUGGGACUGCCCUCGUUGGAGGAGGUUCUGCAGCCAGCCCAGAUCAUCCCUGAGUUUGUCACGUACAACAUGAGCAACACCAGCAAACACGGGGUGGUGAUCCUGCAGGACAAAGCAGAAGACCUCCCUCACUGGGUGCUGUCAGCCAUGAAGUGCUUGGCCUACUGGCCCAGGAACAAUGACAUGAGCCAAGCCACCUACAGUGGCUUUGAGCGGGACGUGUUCAGAACAGUUGCUGAUUAUUUUCUCAGUCUCCCUGAGCCAUUGCUUACUUUUGAAUACUAUGAGCUCUUUGUUAAUACCUUAGUUUUGUGUGGCUGCAUCCAAAUUCCUGAUCUGGGCAGUGGAAAUCGUUCUGUCCAAGAGGAGAAAUGUGACCCUCAGCCUUCAAAACCUCCUCACUUGAACUCUUUCAAGUCCACUGAGUGUCUUCCCCUAAGCCUGCUCCUCAAAGAGUCUGACAAGAAGGAGAAAGGAGAAGCUUCCAGGAGGUUUUCCUCAGAGGAGCUGAGAGCCCAAAACCAGCACAGGAGGAAAUGGCAGCAGCACAAACUGCCACGCCAGCAAGGGAGUGCUGGCAACCUGAUAGGAGGGAGCUGCCAGAAUCUUGCAGCAUCCAGGAAUGACCAAGAGCCACCUGGAGCAUUUAGGACAAGGUGUUACUCCUUGGAAAGAGUUGGAGCUGCUGCUUCAAGUGUGUGUGGUAAAGGAGGAGGUGUGAGCACCAGCAGGAGGAGCGGAGAGCUGCUGGAGGAGCACAGAGUGAACUCGGUGCUGGGGCUGGGCUGGGACAGCUCAGGUCCAGCCCAGGGCCUCAGGGGAGUGCCUGGCCCGUGUCCCUGGGCUGAGGAGCCGUGGGGUGGCAGCCACGGGUCCCUGAGGCUGCUGGGCAGGAGGAGCUGCAGGAGCUGCAGUGCCAUCAACAGACCCAGUGCUGAGAUCACAGUGCAGCCCCUGCCCCGGGGGCAGGGCACACCCAGCCCCUCUGUGGCCAUCAGCGUCCGAAAGAGACUCUGCAGGAGCAGCACAGACCUGUCAGGACGCUCUGUCCCCCCCUCCCCUUGUGUGUUGGUUGGCACAAAUCUCCUGCAGCCUCACCUGGAGAGAAUCGCAGUGGAGGCGCUGCAGAUCUGCUGUUUGCUGCUGCCCCCGCCGAGGCGCAGGAAGCUGCAGCUGCUGCUGAGGAUGGUGGCCAGGAUCAGUGGCAACGUGGACAUGCCACGGCUGCACGAUGCCAUGGGCAACAGGUCCUUGCUGAUCCAGACGUUUUCCCGCUGUGUCCUGCGCUGUGCAGAGGAGGAAGACCUGGAUGAGCUGCUUUCCACACGCCUGCUUUCCUUCCUGAUGGACCAUCAGCAGGAAAUAUUCCAAGUCCCAGUUUACCUGCAGGUUGCUGUGCAGGAUCACCUCAAGUACAUGGAGAAGGCUCAGUGCAAACAGGAAAAAGAAGAAAUUUGUGCCAUCUUGCCAACGUAUUCCUACUGCAAACAAAUCACUCCUCAGGAGUUUGAAGAACAGAAGGUCUCCACCUCACAGGCUGCAGUGGCAGAGCUCCUGGAGAACAUCAUCAAGGAUAAAAACCUCUCUGUGAAAGACAAAAAGAAAAAGUUGAAACAGUUCCAGAAGGAAUAUCCCCAGAUCUACGGGAGCAGGUUCCCGAGGACGGAGGCGGAAGCGCAGCUCCUGGAGAACAAACCCACCCUCAAACAGCCCCUGCUGAGCCUCAGGAAACCCAAAUUCCGCAGCCUCAGGUACUGAUUUCAGCACACCUGAGCCAGCUCUCCCUGCUGGAAGCCUGAGGGAUUCACCAAAGGAAUUGCUGCAGGAGUCUGGUGCUGGCUGCGCUGUGGAAGGAGGAAGUGUUUACAUGGACUUGUGCUGGAAGGUGCCAAAAUACCUUUUUCUGGUGCAGAUACAUUGGAAUGACUUCUAAAAGAAAAAUAUUUAUCUGUUUACAAAUUAUUACAGUAUAUUGGAAUAGGAAAAUGUGAAAAUACACAAAAAGCUGUUGUUAACCAAAAAUUUAUAUAUGGUUUUUUAUGAGAAACUAAUGACCUGCCUCUUGUUACAACCUUUAAAUGUCUGUUCAGGAAUUUGUGCCAUUCAUUGUAGUUUUACAUGUGUGUGUGUUGUGACCAAGUGCCUUUUCCAUUCUCAAAAUGUUUGUCUUUAAACAAAGGAGCUUCUAUGAGUUCAGGACCAGGAGAGCCAGUUCACCAUAAAUAAAUUAUUAUCUCACUCCAUAAAUGCUUCUGUUCAUAUAAUCUGUAAAACCCUCAUCAGCUUUUUUAUAUUUAUUUAUAUUAAAAGACUUGAUGUGUA